CCCCACAAUUAAGCACGACAUUGCCCUCAAUGGAGUAGAGGGAGAGAUAAGGGGAACGAUUUUACCAGAUUGAAAUACUGCCAGGAGACUGGAAGUGGACCAGUCAACGGGAAACAUAUGGAACGACGGAGCAGUUCUACACGAAGGGAACAUAAAGAACACACUAGCACACUGUGAGUUAGGGAUCAGAGUUGGCCCAGAUGGCCACACAAUAGACAAUCCACAAAAGAAAGAAAAAAGGACAAAAACAAACGACAGACUCAGUUCAAGCUCCACACACACAUGGAGCAAACACGAAAAGUCUUAAACAAAAUACACUCGGAGGGGCGACGAGUACAGACUACUCGUCGCCAAGGUUGUCCAAAUCGAUAUCGUUCAUGAAGGCAUCAUCUCAGCUGGCGGGGGUGGAAGUGGAGAGUCCUUCCAUGGAGUCCUCCAGAUUGGUUGCUUGCCCGGUAGCAGCUGGAGCAGGUGUUGCUGGACCUCCUGCAUACUCCGAGAUCGGCCCUGCUCCCUCUCCAUGUGAGCAAGGGUCACCCCCUGCUGGGUCUCCAUACGGUCGAGGCGCUCGUUAUAAGCAUCCAUCCUGGUCUUAUACUUGGCCUGGUGAGCCGAGUACUCAGCUGCUGGAACUGGUGAGUGAAGUAGUCUUGUCCUGGGAAAGUGGAACUGCUACCUGUACUCGAAGGUGGUCUGGCGCGGAGCAACAGCAGUGUCCACAUCCUCAGGGUGGACAUCCUCAGUGGCCUCAUCCUCAGGAGCUCGCCGCCUAUACAUCUUCUUCAUCCACGCAUUGUGCUCCAGGUCAUACUUGGACAAAAUUCCCUUCCACGUAGCUUCAAAUUGUGGAAUAGAAGUGCAGUUUAGCAUGUAUUGUUUGAAAUCCUCUCGGAAGCCUUCCGCAUGGCCACGCGCUUCUGCAUUAUUGUCCAAGUGCCAAGAACAUAACCGAUGUAGGGAUCCAGGGAGAACCGACUUGAUAGCUUUACUCAUUGAAGAACAACCAUCUGUUAUAACUGCGGUUGGCUUCUUACCACCCAUGCAAUGUAAAAAAGCAUUUAGAAUCCAUACGUAGUUCUCCUCCGUUUCAUCCGCAAGUAAAGCACAUGCAAAAACGGUGCUUGCAUUGUGAUUAUUCACACCAAUGAAUAGAAGAAAUGGAA
Molecule: messenger RNA, 1163 nt
Organism: Linum trigynum
Lineage: Eukaryota; Viridiplantae; Streptophyta; Magnoliopsida; Malpighiales; Linaceae
Source: the annotation of a GenBank genome assembly